Dromaius novaehollandiae (emu) is the source of this 6249-nucleotide messenger RNA. It is a transcript of the gene GALNT14, whose product is annotated as polypeptide N-acetylgalactosaminyltransferase 14. The coding region runs from base 169 to 1824 and encodes 551 amino acids. The record is from RefSeq and is a predicted model, not a curated record. Gene Ontology annotation, cellular component: Golgi apparatus. NCBI's taxonomy places the organism in Eukaryota, Metazoa, Chordata, Aves, Casuariiformes, Dromaiidae. Gene Ontology annotation, biological process: protein O-linked glycosylation. The transcript has 15 exons. Gene Ontology annotation, molecular function: polypeptide N-acetylgalactosaminyltransferase activity.
CUCCUCCUCCUCCUCCUCCUCCCCUGCAGAGCAUGCACAGCCCGGGACUCGCAUCGCCGCCUCCUCCGGCUGCGCGGCGGGCGGAGCAGCCCCCUCCUCCCCGCGCGGCCCCGCGGGACCCCCCCGGCCGCCCCCGCCGCCCCGGCCGGGCUUUUCGCACCCCCGAGGAUGAGGCGGCCGCCGCGGCGGCUGGCGCUGUCGCUGCUGGGGGUGCUCUGGGUCGCCGCCCUGCUGCUGCUCUUGGCGGCGCGGCGGCAGCCGGGGGCGCCCGGCGCCGAGGGGCCCCCGGCGCAGGGCUCAGACGUGGACUGGGACGACCUUUGGGAUCAGUUUGAAGAGCGAAGAUACCUGAGUGCCCGGAAGUGGAAGGGCGGCGAGGACCCGUACCGGCUCCAUGCCUUUAACCAGCGGGAGAGCGAGAGGAUCCCCAGUGACCGUGCCGUCCGCGACACGAGACAUUACAGGUGUAUGACUUUGCACUAUCGUCCAGAUCUCCCGCCAACCAGUGUCAUCAUUACCUUCCACAAUGAGGCCAGGUCUACCUUGCUAAGAACGAUUCGAAGUGUGCUGAACCGCACCCCAGUGCAUCUCAUCCAUGAAAUCAUACUAGUGGAUGACUUCAGCGAUGAUCCUGAUGACUGCCGCUUAUUGGGAAAGCUGCCUAAGGUGAAAUGCUUACGUAAUGGACAGCGAGAAGGUCUGAUCCGGUCCCGGAUCCGAGGGGCAGAUGUGGCACAAGCAGGAGUCCUGACCUUCCUGGACAGUCACUGUGAGGUGAAUAAGGACUGGUUGCUCCCUCUGCUGCAGAGGAUCAAAGAGGAUCCCACCCGGGUGGUUAGUCCCGUUAUUGACAUCAUCAACUUGGACACUUUUGCCUAUGUGGCGGCUUCCUCGGAUCUCAGAGGAGGUUUUGACUGGAGUCUGCAUUUCAGAUGGGAGCAGCUUUCCCCAGAGCAGAAAGCCAAACGACUUGAUCCCACCGAACCCAUUAAGACUCCCAUCAUUGCUGGGGGGCUGUUUGUGAUUGACAAAGCCUGGUUCAACCGCCUGGGGAAGUAUGACAGUGCCAUGGACAUCUGGGGCGGGGAGAACUUUGAAAUCUCUUUCCGUGUGUGGAUGUGUGGAGGGAGCCUUGAAAUUAUCCCCUGCAGCCGCGUUGGACAUGUCUUCCGGAAGAAACAUCCGUACGUCUUUCCGGAGGGAAAUGCCAACACGUACAUUAAAAACACCAAGCGCACAGCGGAGGUGUGGAUGGACGAAUUCAAACAGUACUACUACGCAGCUCGUCCUGCAGCGCAAGGAAGGCCUUAUGGAAAUGUCCAGAGCAGAGUGGAGCUGCGGAAGAAGCUGAAAUGCCACAGCUUCAAGUGGUACCUGGAAAACGUUUAUCCUGAACUUAGGAUCCCCGAGGAAUCACUCUACCAGUCCGGGAUGAUCAGGCAAAGGCAGAACUGCCUGGAAUCGCACAAGUCCGAAGGCCAAGAGUUCCCAGUCUUGAGCUUAAAUCCUUGCGACAGCAGCAAAGGCACGGCAGCAACGGCACAGGAAUGGACAUACACAUACAACCAUCAAGUCCGCCAGCAGCAGCUGUGCUUGUCCGUGUAUACCCUCUUCCCAGGUUCCCAGGUGCUGCUGUCACCUUGCAAAGAAGGUGACAACAAGCAGCGAUGGGGUAAAGUCGGGUCGCACAUUGAGCACAUAGCUUCGCGUUUCUGUUUGGACACUGAGGCGAUUGGGGACACGAAUGAGAGUACCAAAGAGCUUGUAAUCAACCCUUGUGAGAGCACAGCCAUGAGUCAGCGCUGGGACAUGGUGAUGUCUUGACCUGCUUCAGGACCUACCUAGCUGGGCCAGGCACUGAGACUCUGCUACGUGCAACCAAGAUACACCAAAUGGAGCUCGAAUGCAAAACCAUUGGGGGUCCUUGUGUAUUAUGGGGCAGGAGAAGAAUCAUUUAAAUAAAAAUAAGGACAUGGCACUCUAGGUUGAACAACAAAUGUUGAGUGCAGAAUAUGUAGCCAUUAUUGGCUUAUUGGCAGUCAUACAUUCAAAGGGAAGGGACGGCAAGAAACCAAUCUUGAAAUGUCUUAAAGUGACACUGAGGGUCCUGGGAUGGGCCCUGCUGAAGUUCAGUGUGUACAGUAUUUAUUAAUCUCGCUGGAAACACAGUUUGAAGAGCCUUGGAGACCAAGAGGAGACUUGGACUCAGCAAAACAACCAUCUCAGUAGCUUUGUAAGAGGUGAGGCAGGUGCACAAGGAGAGGACUUGGCAAGGGAUGCUUAAAAGCAUAACCUGGGGGCAAGUGGAAAACACUGAGUAAUCUUUGCACUUUUCAUUGCGGUGGUUGAGUUUGUCUUCUGAAGACAGUGUGGGCGGAGCUGUGUUGCACCUUUUAGUUUGUGUGUGAUCCAUGUAUGUGAUGUGUAUACAGAGAGGCAGUGCUGUCAUUUAGGAGUGCAGCCAGGAUCAAACCAGCAGGUACCGGAGGAGUCCUGCUCUGUGCAAACUGCCCAUGGGUGUUGAAUCUCCAAAGUCCAAGCAAACAGAGGAUUCAUUGUGUGAGACUAAAGGAUACAAACCACUGUGAUGCUGGAAGGAGAAGCAGUAGCAUGAUUAUUUCACCUCUCUGAAGGCCAUGGGUGAGCAUCAGCCGCUAAAAACUCCCUUAUAAUCUCAAUAUAUGUCUCUCACUACUUCAGAUCUGGAAUAAGUCAUUUUUUCACUCUAUUCCAUAAAAAUAAUAUUUUUGGUAAUUGAAGGUAAUUGUGUCAUAUUUGUGUUUUCCAAUUUCCUGACUACAAAAGGAAUAAAGGAGGUAGUUACAACUAGAGACUGUGGGAAAGAAAAAGGGAUAGGUAAAGGAAUUACCUGGUUUUGCUUCCCAAGUAUCUUGUAGCCCAAGAUGUGAAGUGAUGAAGAAAUGGUUUGGGACUCCCUUAGUUAUACCUCUGAGCCUUGAACCCUGGGUCACAAAGAACCUCUCUCCUGAAAUCUUUUAGUGUAGGCAGAUUUCCUGAGGUUUUGGAGAUAUGGGAUUAACCAGAGGUCAUGUCAAGGUGCUAAAGCUACAUGGGAGUUAUACCUCUCCUGCCAAAGGAGAAAAAGAUAGAAGACCUCAGAAGAGGGAGUUACAGAGAAAAAUGAAGGGCCCUUUCCAAUCUACCCUUCAGAGCAGAUCCCACUAUGGCAACAGAUAACAGGCAGUGAAUCACCAAGAGCUGCAUGUACAGCUCUUGUGAAAUAACUCUUGAGGAGAGUUUUCAUAAGACUCCAAAUGUGACUUGAAAGCAAAUACAGUUUGUGCCUCUGAAAGCCCUGGGCUCUAAUGGAAAUCCCAUCCUUUUGUCCCUGUGCUGCAAACUGCAGAUAGAAUACCAUAAGCCUUGGCCCUUCAAGCUCUCUCAGCAUCCCUUCUUGAAUAAUAUGCCAGCUUUCAGGAUUUUACUGCCUCAGUUUCUCCUCCCUCAGUGCUGGGAGAAAGCCAUAUGUGUAAAUCUCCUUGGCUUUAGAGGCAAACCAGUAUAACUCUCUUUAUCUAUAAAAGGUCAGAGGAUAUAAAUGCUUUUCUGUGUGCUGUAGUGAUUGCUAAGCUAACGAAGCUCCCCUGGUGCAAACCUGAAGGACUUCUAUUAUGGAAGGGCUCAUUUCAUGGUGGUGGAGUGCAUUGUUUUCAUGUCACCACCUUCCAAAGAAACAAAGGGAAAUAUUCAAAAUGUAAAGGACCAUUUCACAAAGAAGGUUAGGGACCUUGUGGUCCUUCUAUUUAACUGAAGCAGGAAAUAUCUCACCUGCUUUUCUCACUGCAGAUGACAGGCAAGUUGUAAUAAUUUCCUGUUCAGUGCUCACAAAGGAAAGCAGCUUCGAAGAGCUUGCAACUUGACAUGUUCACACCUGUGCCGUGCUUGCAGCCUGGGACAGCGGAGUUGCUCUGAUUCUUAGAACUUAAAGAGAGAAAAUGCUGCUGCCUUGCACACAUUAGCUGAACAACUUGGCUUCAGUUUGAAAUCCAGCAUCUGCCGGCUACACUCUGACCUAGAACUCAGACACAUACAGCUUACUAUUUUCCACCUGAGCCUGAAACAUCUUUUUUGCUGACAGCCAAAGCUUUCUAAACAGGUAACACUCUCCUUUGCCUUAGUAGAAACUGCUACCUCACUGCACAUAUGUGGGCUGGAGCACAUGUAUAGAUGGGACCUGCGUAGAGGUAUUCUAGGAAUAAGUUGUUUGAACAGCUCUUCAGCUUUCUUGCCUUUUGUGAAGGACUGAAUCUGAGUACUAUAUACAACCCUUCCACUUCCACGAUGUACAUGAGAGUGAUCACUGUGAACCUGUGUGGGGGUCGUUGGAGACAGGAGGUGGGGAACAUGACAUCAGGCAUGGCAUCCCCUACAAGGGAGCUACAUCACUCAGCUAAAUCUCUUGCAAGCCCAAAAGCUGCCAACUACCUAAAAGACCUGGGAAGCAGCAGAUGCUCAGCAAACUGACGAUUGUGCCUCAUGCAUCCAUCAGCAUAACGCUUAGACUACAGCAUGCUUCAUGGUCCAGGAAAGGAGAUUAGCCCUAUGGAUUAGCAAGGUUUUCAGAGAAGCCUGAGGGUGUGAGCAUGACUCCUGGGAAGCUUAACAUAAGCAGGCAUGCAACAAUAUGGCACCUAUUGAAUCUUCUCUCAAUGUCCCUGCAAAAAGACCUUGUGUUGUGUCACAGUGGAAAGGUGACUGCUUCUGACAUCCAAGUCACCCCUUUGGAUUUAUUUCACUUAUUAAAAUACACUGGAUACAGAUGAACUUUUUUUUGCUUUAUAUUUGUUACUUCUCUAGAUAUUAUAAUCAUGCCGUGAACUGAUCCAUGCCCUUUGAUAGGCAUAUCUAGAUUGGCUCCUAUGUUUAUACAUCUGAUGCCCUAAUGCCAUUUGGUACUUAUGCCUUUGGUAACAUUUUGCAUUGACUUGGAGGAACAGAAGAUAAAGUAGCAACUAUGGUUCUAAUCCUGGCUAUUGGGCUUUUUGAUGGGCUUUAUGACCUUCAGAUAAGUUAUUUAUUGUGCUUUGCUGAAAACCCAUGGGAAAAUUAGAUCUGGAGCAGGAAACUCUGGGCUGGAGCCUGUACUGCCUUUGAAAGGAUUCAAUCUAGCCUAUGCGAAAACAACAAAAAAUCCCUCAUCCCAAGAAGAAAAACCCGAAGGAGAUCCAUGUUCUAAUGAGAACAAAUAUAGAAGGUUUUAGUUGGGCCAGGGGCAGUCUUACGGUCCCUAUCUUGUUGCUUAUCCAAUUUCCAGAUAUUUUGUGUUCAUCUUCUGUCUGUACCAGCUCAGUACCAUAAGAUAACAGCACAAAGCAUUAAUGCUUGGAACGUCAGCUUAUAAUACACUGUUGCAGUAAUUUAGUAGUAAAGAGAAGGAAAGUGAAUUCAAAGAUCUUUGAUCAUCCAGUGAAGCAACAGGAAAAAGGAGGCUGAUAGAUGAGGACUGGGAGACUGGUUCAAGAAAAGCACCAGCGUGCUGAGUGCUGAUCCCUACUACUGCUUGUAGAAGUGAUCUAGGAUAGCUUAGUUCAUUUCCCAGUCUCAGUUUCACAAACUUUUAGUGAAGACUGAGGAUGACAAUAGUAAGACUUUUCUCACAGAGGUGCCAUGAGGCUGAAUUAACAAUAACUCAAUGUUUUGAACAGGGAGAAACCUAAGCAUUAGUUUUUGUUAUAUGCAGUACCAGCAGUCCACACACCAAAAGAUGGACAGGCAGCCUCCAGAGUUAAGUGACAUAGAUCUUUAUUACCUGCCCUAAACAAACCAGUGGCUGUAGCGUAGCAGGCUUGUAUUUUUCAUGACUCAGACACUGAUCAGACAGUGAUCAGUGCAAUAGGGCCUGCUCAAAUUUCAGAUCUUAAAUGUUUUAGUGAAAACCAAUGGGAUAGAAUUAUUUGUGGAAGUGGUAAAGGAAGCAAAAUCAAGCAGAUCAUAAGCUGCUAAUGAUCAGUGCACAAACUGCAGAAGAAACUGUAGCUCAUUAAUUUUCUGGCUAAAUUAGUUCUUUUUUAAUGAUCAGUCCAGCCCUAGUUUUAAUAUUACUUGGUUGCUUUACAUGGCUGAAGAGGUUAAGGAAGCCCUGUAUGCGUGUCUAGCUUACACAGAGAUUCAAGGGAUGAAAUCUGGCAGAAUUAUUCUAGAUUUAAGGAUGUCUUCCGUAUGUCCACUGUUCUGUUACUCACUGGAAGUGCCUAAGAACCCUGUAAGAAUAAAAAAGUGUUACAAACA